GACACUACGUCUCUGACACACACUAAGUAGAAAAGGAAAAGGGCAGGAAAAGGAAGCCAAGCUUAAAUUGACGAAAAGUUUACUUUAUUUAUUUUAAAAUUUAUUAUCUCAAUAUUUGAAGGUGACUAGUUAAUCAAAUAAUAAAAAUUUACAAUUCAUAAGGUGUACAUAUUUGUAUGCUAUAAAAUAUGGCUGAUAGUGAUGAUGAAUAUGAUAGAAAACGCCGAGAUAAAUUCCGAGGAGAAAGAGCAGAAGCUAGUUAUAGAGGUGCUGAAAGGGUAGCAAGACCAAGGGACGAAUGGGCAGAAAGAGAUUCAUGGUCUCGUCCUAGACCAAGGGAAUAUAGAAGCAGUGUUCGUGAUAGAGGAUAUUCGCCCAAUAUGGAGCCAGCUCCCAAAAGAAUUCGUCAUGAUUAUUACGGAGGAGGCGGCGGAGAUGGUUAUUAUAACCAUUAUGGGGUUAAUACUUACCAUCAGCCAGCCUACAGAGAAUCGAUGGGUGCUCAUACCGAAGGCCAACAACCACCUAUGAUGUCUUUUAAGGCUUUUUUAGCUACUCAAGAUGAUAACAUUUCUGAUAGCGAGGCUAUAGAAAAGUACAAUGAUUAUAAACUAGAAUUUCAACGUCAGCAGCUUAACGAAUUUUUUGUGGCUCAUAAAGAUGAUGAGUGGUUUAGACUUAAGUAUCACCCAGAAGAAUCUGUAAAACGAAAAGAAGAGCAAAAGGCAGCUUUGAAGUUUAAAUGCUGGCAAAAUAGAAUGUGUUAAGGUGGAUUGUGCGGAAACCAAUAAAUUACUUAAAUUACUAGAUACUGUUGUUAUCAAACUUGAGGGAGGUACCGAUGAGGAUUUGGCUGCUCUUGAACAAGAGUAUGAAGGUAAAAUUACAUUGUUGUUGAUGAGACUCAAUUUAAAUCUUGUUUUAGGUCCAGAUUUUGUUCGGAAACACAUAUUUAAUAAACAUGCUGAGAAACUUGUAGAAGUAAGAAAAGAAGUCGAAUUCUUUAAUAACUACCUAAAAGAUCCCAAAAGACCAAUGUUAGCAGAAGCUCCUCAACAAAAAAGGGAAGAACCUGCUAGUUAUCCACAUAUGUUUGGUGGUGGUGGAUAUGGUGGUUCUGGGUACACUAGACCUGCUCCAUUUUACAAUCAAAGUUUCGUUCCGAGAACAAGAGGUUACCAACCAAGAGGAAGGGGAGGCCCAACAGAUUUCAGACCAGUUAUCCAUUACAGAGAUCUAGACGCCCCAAGAGAACCAGAAGAAUUUAUUUGAUUGAUGUAUUUGUUUUAAUAUUAGGUGGCAGUUUUUUUAUUAAUUUGCUUCUUCCUAAAGAUAUCUAAAUGGAUUUUUCCAAUGUUAAUGUAUUAGUUCAGGAUGAUUUUUAUAUCGAUUAUGCUUUUAGUAGUUAAUAAAGCAUUCACGUACUGCA
Messenger RNA from Diabrotica virgifera virgifera (western corn rootworm), 1429 nucleotides. RefSeq names its product serrate RNA effector molecule homolog (gene Ars2). The record is from RefSeq and is a predicted model, not a curated record. NCBI's taxonomy places the organism in Eukaryota, Metazoa, Arthropoda, Insecta, Coleoptera, Chrysomelidae. Gene Ontology annotation, biological process: mRNA processing; primary miRNA processing. Gene Ontology annotation, cellular component: nuclear body.